Messenger RNA from Hemicordylus capensis (graceful crag lizard), 1679 nucleotides. RefSeq lists its product as uncharacterized. Lineage: Eukaryota; Metazoa; Chordata; Lepidosauria; Squamata; Cordylidae. The record is from RefSeq and is a predicted model, not a curated record. Bases 303 to 1679 code for a protein of 458 amino acids. The transcript has 4 exons.
GAGAGAAAAAGGGCGGAGAGUGGGGUGAGAAACCUUCUGGUUGAAGCUUUAUUAACCAGCGCUCUCCCAGUGGAAGGUUCGUCACCAACUACGCAUGCGUUCAUGAGGCUUUAAGCGCGUCCUGCGUGGCUACGUGGAAGGAAGUCCAACCUCAAUGUGAAACCUACUUCGGAGCGCAGUGGAAGCAAGUCCAAUUGAACAAAGUGGGAUUUUCUUCCCGCACCUCUGCUGACUGGGAGAACUGCAGGCACAACCAGCCACAAACCAGCGCUUAGUAACAAGCCUUCUAAUAUUCGAACAUCAUGAUGCCACGGAAGAAGGCAAGUGGAGCUGAAGGACAGAAGAGGUGGAAGUUGGAGGCAGAGGAAUCCAAGAGGUCGAGCAGGUUCUUCGUGCCCUUCUUUUCAAGGGCCGGAACAAGUAGCUCCACACCACCUUCCACAGAGUUGCCAGCACCUGCUUCAGUGUUUUCGGAAUCCGAAGGUGGAUCAAGUGCACAUCCGCCACAAGUGGAGGAGGAAGUCCAGUCAGAUGAAGAGGCUGCCACAGAGAGUGUGGACGUGACAGGAGAGGAAGCUGGUGGUGAUGUCGAGUCUACUGAUGAGACUGAACCCAAGGAGGAGGAGGAGGACACUACACGCAGUGAACUGGAUGCUGCCCAAGAGCCUCCAACUGUUAUGCCGGAAGUGAUUGAUCAGCAUGACAUCGGACUUCUGCAGUUUGACAAGGAUACUGGAAGACCAAUUCUGCCUGACACGCUGAGAACAGAAAUAAUAAAGCUGUGUUCAAAGUAUUUCCAGAACACUGAGGGGCUUUUCCUACCAACAAAUAACCGUGCAAUGAACAAGACUUGGUUCAGGAAGAGAUUGGGAAGUGGUCGUGGUGAGGAGGUGGCUCGCACAUGGCUGGUCUAUUCCCCUUCUAAGAAGUCUGCAUUUUGCUUCUGCUGUCUUCUCUUUUCCCGGUCAGACCAUCAGUCAACAUUGGAGCAGGAAAGUGGAUUCAACCACUGGAAAGCACCUGAAAGGAUUUGUGUUCAUGAGAAUGCCAAGAAUCAUCGGGAGUGCUUCACACAGUGGAAAAAAAUGGAAAGAAAUGUAGCUGGAAACAGAGGACUCAUUGAUGCGGAACUUCGGUCACAGAUUGAGAAGGAGAAGCAGAGGUGGCGCGAAAUCUUGACAAGAAUCCUUAACUGCAUCAAAUACCUUGCAACUCAGAACCUGGCUUUGCAAGGACAUAGGGAGUCACUUCAGCUAGACAAGGAUGAUUCCAAUGUAGGAAAUUUCCUUGGCUUAGUAAAACUAAUGGCUACUUGUGACCCAGUCAUGAAAGAAUACCUGACCCAUGUGGAAAGUCAUCCUGGAUCCACCUCUUAUCUCUCACCGGCAGUCCAGAAUGAAUUCAUCCACCUGAUGGCAUUCACUGUUCGCCAGAGUCCAAGUUGUGUGCCAUAUAGUAAUUUUGAAUCUGUCUUGCACUCAAAGGGUUUCAAGGCUGCCGGAAUAAACUGCCCUCCAGUGGAUCUAAAAAAUUUCAGGAUAACUGCCAUGCUCCUUUGGGCAGUUUGGAUCAGAUGUUCCCUUUGUGCCUCUCUUUUGCCAGAAGGAUGUAGCACCACACCUAGAUACUUAAAACAUUUGACUUGCUCAGUCCCAUGUCCAUUUAUACACCAAUUAUAA